CAACAGUAAGCGCAGGCAGCACAUGUAAACAAAAAAGACGGAUAAUUCACCUCAUGGUAUAUACCUUAGUUUGGAACUGUUUAUUGUAAACUAAUGUGAAUUUAUUGCUGUUAAAAAUGAAGAAAUGCAUGUUAUAUUUAGAACAGUUAGACAAGUUUUGAAGUGGAAGUCUGAUUGUACGUUGUCUCAGUUUUUGCACACAUCUUCCAUAUGUGCUAAAUUUCCUAAUAUUUCAUCCAAAAUGAGUACUGAGAACCAAGAAGGUGCUCAACCAAUCAGUUGCAUCAUUCCACCUGCGGAAGUGCGUGGAAUGAAGGUCUUGAAUCGUGAUGCAUUUUCAAAGGAUAUAAAUGUUCCUUACAUACUAGUUCCUGUUGAGAAGAUAAAAGAAGCAUUGAAGUUUUUGAAGCCUUGUUUUUUGAAAAUGCCUAACCUGCAACCUGUUCAAGAUGAUGGGGAAAACAAGAAAAUUCUACUUCAUCCAGAUUUAUUUGAUGAAAAACUUCUGUAUUUGCAAAAGGGGCUUAGCAAAUUAAAUUUAAAUGGCAUUUUGUGGACAAGUAUCACUUUAAACUAUGAAAAUUGGACAGCUGAUCAUAUUUUAAAAGCUGUUUUGCCAUUGGAUUCUCCUGGAAAUGUUUCUAGUUUCAGCACUGUUGGCCACAUUAUACACAUUAAUCUAAAACCAGAUCUUAUGGAUUUUAAGCAUCUUAUAGGCCAAGUUCUUCUUGAUAAAAAUCCAAACAUAAAAACAGUUGUUAAUAAAGCACACAUUAUCGAAAACGAAUUUCGUAACUUUAACCUUGAAUUACUUGCUGGAGAACCUAAAUAUGAAGUUCUUGUAAAAGAAAAUAAUUGCCAGUAUGCAUUUGAUUUUUCUAAAGUAUUUUGGAAUCCUCGAUUGGUUCAUGAACACAAUGAAGUUGUUAAGAGAACAAGACCUGGUGAUUUAGUCUAUGAUGUGUUUGCAGGUGUGGGACCAUUUGCUGUACCUUUAGCAAAGAAGCAAUGUGUAGUACAUGCAAAUGAUUUGAAUCCUGAUUCAUUUAAAUGGUUGUGCCACAAUGCUGGUUUGAAUAAGGUUUCUCAGAAUCUUCACUGUUACAAUUUAGAUGGUAAAGAAUUUAUUCAAACCAUUGUGAAAAAAGGACUUGCUGAAUUUUGGAAUUCAGAUGCAGAUGGCCAUUGUGUUCAUAUUUUAAUGAAUUUACCAGCCAGUGCGUUAGAGUUUCUAGAAUCUUUUAAUGGUUUAUUUGCAGGUGAAGAUCUUACAAAUAUUGGACACAUGCCCAUUGUCUAUUGUUAUUUUUUCCGAAGAAAGGAUGAAAAUGUAACUGAUGUUCUUGGGAAGUAUUUUGAUGAUGAAGUACAAAAAACUCUUGAAAUCACUUCUGUUCGUCUUGUUGCUCCUAAUAAAAUGAUGAUGCGAGUGAUUUAUAAAAUACCAAAAAAAAUUUUGUUUCUUGAUCCCUCAGAACCACCUUCUAAGAAAGCUAGACUUGAGGAAGAUGCUAAUUAACAAAUCAAGGAUGAUUAUGGAAUUUUAGUAUGAAUUUUUAUUUAUGUUCUGAUUUUGAUUCUGUUUCUGCAUAUGAAAUGUAUACAUAUACUAUUAAACAUCAUUUCCUAACUUGAUUAUAUAUAUAUAUAUAUUAACUGCAUCAUAUUUGUGAAAUUUAUAAUUUUAAUUUCAUGCAUCUACUAUGAAAUGUUGUUGUGGUUUUUACAAUGACUGAUAUCAUUAAUAAUGUUUUAAAUUGUUAAUAUGCAUUAUUUGAAAGAAUGAUUUUGAUUUUUCUCUGCUCAGAAUUUUUUUUUCCACAGUUAAAUUGAGAAUUUCUGGAUCCUUGAAAUGUAUUUUUUAUUGUGUUGAAAUUUUGUUUUAGAGCAAAUGUAGCAAACAAAGGUAUGGAUGAGAGUAUAUGUAUGGAUGAGAGAAAAAAAAAUAUCCUUUAAAGUUGAUAAAUUAAAUGCCAUGCAGACUGUGAAAUGUACUUCAUUUUUAUUAAACAAAAAUAUCUGUGAAGGCUAAUCAAUUCUAUGAAAUAAUGUUGUGAGCCAUAAAUUAAUUUUUCAUAAUUUAUUAAAAACUGUAUUUUUUGCUUUGCUAAUUAAAUUAUUUCAAAUGUAUCAUCUUAUAUUUCAGUUUUUUUUUGUUAUAUUUGAGGGGUUUCCAUAUUUCUGUAAUAUUGUCAUAAUUAACCUUGCAUUUGAUAAAAGUAAGGAAUUAUUGCAACUAAGAUAUUUAUACAGUACUUUUGUAUAUUUAAAUGAGAAUGUUUGCAGUUGUAUAAAUGUAUUGCAAUUGUGUACUAAUAAGUUUAAGGAAGCAUAGGAAUUUCAUUGAAAAAUCGUGAAAAAUUCAUUAUUAAUGUGCUCUUCAUUGUAUAUUUAUGACAUUAUCGCUUCCAUUAAAAAAGU
Messenger RNA from Argiope bruennichi, 2421 nucleotides. Its product is annotated as tRNA (guanine(37)-N1)-methyltransferase-like. Gene Ontology annotation, biological process: tRNA N1-guanine methylation; mitochondrial tRNA methylation. The coding region runs from base 125 to 1519 and encodes 464 amino acids. The record is from RefSeq and is a predicted model, not a curated record. Lineage: Eukaryota; Metazoa; Arthropoda; Arachnida; Araneae; Araneidae. The transcript has 3 exons. Gene Ontology annotation, cellular component: cytoplasm; mitochondrial matrix.